This is a messenger RNA of Sinocyclocheilus grahami, 1979 nucleotides long. RefSeq names its product nuclear receptor subfamily 1 group D member 2-like. Gene Ontology annotation, biological process: cell differentiation; positive regulation of transcription by RNA polymerase II; negative regulation of transcription by RNA polymerase II. Gene Ontology annotation, molecular function: nuclear receptor activity; RNA polymerase II cis-regulatory region sequence-specific DNA binding; zinc ion binding. The transcript is spliced from 8 exons. The record is from RefSeq and is a predicted model, not a curated record. NCBI's taxonomy places the organism in Eukaryota, Metazoa, Chordata, Actinopteri, Cypriniformes, Cyprinidae. The coding region runs from base 243 to 1883 and encodes 546 amino acids.
ACUGGGUUAACAACGUGAGUCGAGCACCGAAGGGGCGGAGACACGGACGGAAACGAGAACUAGAGAACACUGAGUUCUGAGCGCCCGUGCGCAUCCUGAGAGUCGCGUUCCAUUGUGUGAGACGCUCGAGAGCUUCUAUGGAACGCUGAAGGAUCCGAAAGCUCGACAGACUUACAACUUACACGAACAGCUGUUUCAAAUUAUUGUCCUCCUGAAUUAUAAGACACCAAGAGUCUGAAGACAUGGAAUCAACAAAGCAAGGAGGCGUGAUAGCCUACGUCUGCUCCUCAAGCUCCGCCCCCAGCCCCGAGUCCUGCAUGAGUGACAGCUCUAACAGCCGCUCCCCAUCAUCCUCCCCGCCUCUGCCCUCUAAACCGAGCCGUCUGACAGACUUGCCCACCGCUGGACUGCUGUUGAAACACACUCAGCCACGCGGACACGCUUCUAACAAGACCCUCGCUGCCAAGAGCUCCAUCACCAAGCUCAAUGGGAUGGUGCUGCUGUGUAAAGUGUGUGGAGACAUCGCCUCGGGCUUCCACUACGGCGUUCAUGCCUGUGAAGGCUGCAAGGGCUUCUUCAGAAGAAGCAUCCAGCAGAAUAUUCAGUAUAAGAAAUGCCUGAAGACAGAAAGCUGCACUGUUGUGCGGAUAAACCGCAACCGCUGCCAGCAGUGCCGCUUCAAGAAGUGUUUAUCUGUCGGGAUGUCCCGAGACGCUGUGCGUUUCGGACGCAUCCCGAAGCGGGAGAAGCAGCGGAUGCUCCUGGAGAUGCAGACGGCCAUGAAUAACAUGAUGAACAACAGUCAGCUGCAGCACAUGCUUCACGGCGCACAGCCCGCCCCUUGUGCCAUCGAGAGCAAGUCCAGCUCCUCCUCGCCAUCGCCGCCGGAUUCGCCACGCUCCUCCUCCGAUCUCUCCCGGGACUCCGAGUCAGUCGUUCCCAUGGACACGGCGUCGUCCUGUUCGUCAGACAGCGGGGAGGAAGACGUGCCGAGCACUGGACCCGCUCCCCGUGAGGACCUGUUCGCGUAUGGCUCGCCCCGCGGAGGGUCCUUAUCUCCAGCCAGCUCCGAAACACUCAGCAGCAGCAGCAAGGAGGACGAGGAGCCGCAGCGGGAAUGCUGGAACCACUGGAACCAGAGCGGUGCAGUGCAAACCACCACUGGACCUUACAGGGAUCAUGUGACCGGGUAUCACGUGACCCAGCAGUGCAGUCGAAUCCCAGAAAGCCUGCCUUACCACAGAAACCACUUGAACGAAGUCCAGACUGGAGCAAACAGAGGACAUCUGGUGUGUCCCAUGAGUGUUUCCCCCUUCGUGGACCCCUGCAAGCCCGGUCAUGAAAUCUGGGAGGAGUUUUCCAAGAGCUUCAUCCCUGCCGUACGAGAAGUGGUGGAAUUUGCCAAGCGGAUCCCGGGCUUCCAGGACCUCUCCCAACACGACCAGGUCAACCUCCUCAAGGCGGGAACCUUCGAGGUGCUGAUGGUGCGCUUCGUGUCGUUGUUCGAUGUGAAAGAGCGGACCGUGACCUUCCUGAGCGGGAGGAAGUUCGGCGUGGACCUGCUGCGCUCCAUGGGUGCCGGAGAGCUGCUCAACUGCAUGUUUGAGUUCAGCGAGAAGCUCAGCGCCCUGCAGCUGGACGAGGAAGAGAUGAGUCUCUUCUCCGCCGUGGUGCUGGUGUCUGCAGACCGAUCAGCCAUCGAGGAUGUAAACGGCGUGGAGGCCCUGCAGGAGACCCUGAUCAGAGCUCUGAGGAACCUGAUCAUGAAAAAGCACUCGAACGAAGCCGCCGUCUUCACCAAGCUGCUGCUGAAGCUGCCUGAGCUGCGCUCGCUCAAUAACAUGCACUCCGAGGAGCUGCUCGCCUUCAAAAUCCAACCUUAAACCCCCUCUACUCUCUGUCUGACCAACCUGGGCUGUAAAUUUCACUCUUGAAUGUAUUUAACAGGCUUUUUUUACUGUUUCGUGAGCAAAGACGCA